UAAUUGAAACACGCGUGUCAUCAUACUAGCCUAAUAGAUGAGCGCAGCUUUGAAAGCAUGCCUGGAGAGUUGACUGUUCCCGACUGCGACUGCCCACGCCUUCCAUCCUCUUCCGCUAUGACCGUCGUUACUCAACAGCAUGAGCUCCCCAUAUUUGCACGGCCUCCAAGGACGUGGAAGCAGACACUGAAUGGGUUCUUCUUCUUCAUGCUGUUUAUCCCAGGAUGUCUCAUGGUCCACGCCUUUCAACUUUUGUUUCUACUGCCCUUGAAGCUUUUCUCUUCAAGUCCAUGGGCCUGGAAGCUAUAUGACGAGGGGAUACGAUAUACGAAAGGCGCAUUUGCGACACUCAUGAAUUUGAUGAACCAAUGGUUCGCCCCCACACGGCUUUCUAUCACAUUCGAGCGGGAAGGACAAGGGAAAUUCACAGAGGAGGAGAUUAGACAUAUCGUCGAACGCGAUGCGUCUGGCAGGAUAGUAGCGUUACGUCUACCGUCUAAGACUGUUGUUAUCGCGAACCAUCAGGUCUACUCUGACUGGUGGUAUGUCUGGUGCCUCACCUACUUUAUGGGAACACACAGGGAUGUCUUCAUUGUACUGAAGAACAGCUUGAAAUGGGUUCCUCUCAUUGGACCAGCAAUGCAAAUAUAUAGAUUCAUCUUUCUUGCGCGUUCAUGGGCCUCUGAUAGAAUACAGUUAUCAUCGAAACUCGCAAAGCUUGGCCGACAAGCAGAACAAGAAGACAAGCCAUUCACCUUUAUCCUCUUUCCAGAGGGUACUCUUGUGAGUAAAGGUACACGCCCUGUCAGCAGGAAAUACGCAGACAAGCUAGGUGUUCCUGAUCCAUUAAAUAUCCUGCUGCCUCGGUCGACGGGGCUUCAUUAUAGUCUUCGCUCACUUGCGCCGCGCAUGCCAUCUUUGAAAUUGAUUGACAUUACCAUGAUAUAUCCAGGUAUACCGCCAAAGGGAUAUGGACAAUCUUUCUACACGCUCCGCUCAAUAUUCUGCGACCGCGUACCUCCACCUAUGGUGCACAUGCAUCUAAGAAUAUUUGACGUCGCAAAGGAUGUUCCCAUAGGAGACAUCUCUGGGACGAAUCCCGCAGUGACUCCCAACGGAUCUAAUCACGAGCCUCUUGAAGUAGACUUCCCAGAUCAGGAGAAAGCUAUCUUUGAUGGAUGGCUUAGGAAGUUGUGGAUGGACAAGGAUGAAUUUAUCACGAAGUUCCACCAAGCAGAUCGCUUCCCCUCUCAUCACGGCGCUAUCGAGAUCCCAUUGGAACUCAGGAGCAAGCGGGAGAUAGCAGAUGCUUUCUGUUUUCUUGCUCCUGCGGUAGCAGGUGUAUUGUGGUCGAGGUUAGCGCAGGCUCUUUUAUGACGGGUUGUUGUAAU
Suillus clintonianus is the source of this 1391-nucleotide messenger RNA. Its product is annotated as acyltransferase-domain-containing protein. Gene Ontology annotation, molecular function: acyltransferase activity. Bases 58 to 1377 code for a protein of 439 amino acids. NCBI's taxonomy places the organism in Eukaryota, Fungi, Basidiomycota, Agaricomycetes, Boletales, Suillaceae. Gene Ontology annotation, cellular component: endomembrane system. The transcript has 6 exons. The record is from RefSeq and is a predicted model, not a curated record.